CUUGUGAUCUGCUGUCCAGAGCACUCCUGAUGGAGAAUCAUGUCUAGUCAGAAUGCGGAAAAGGAUUGUGAAGCCAACAUGAUCCCAGAUGUUGAUCAAGAACAUGAGAGCAAGGUUUUCCCUAGUACUUUACCUGAUUCAGAGGCACAUUCAAGAGUAAGUUUGGUGAAGCAAGAUUACCAAGAUGUGUUACAAUGUCCAGCCUUAGAAGAAAACCCCCCAGCUGAAGAACAAAGCCAACCUAUAGACAAUGAGGAAGGCAACAUUGACCUCCUCAAUCUGCCCUUCCCCAGGAAGCUAUGGACCAUAGUGCAGAAUGAGUCAUUCAAGUCAGUCAAUUGGACUGAGGAAGGAGACACCAUCAUAAUUGAAGUAGACCUUUUCCAGAGAGAGGUCCUUCACCACAAGGGGGCAAAGAUUUUUGAAACAGACAGCUUGAAGGGUUUUAUUCACCAGCUCAACCUGCAUGGAUUUAGGAAGAUAUACCCUGGGAGCCAUGUGGUUUCCUCUGGAGAGAACAGGAGAGUAAUGAUGUACCGCAACUUCAACUUUCAAAGGGAUAAGCCUGUACUCCUUCAAUACAUCUGGGGAAAAGAAGACCAGGGAAAUCUCAGCUACCAAGCAAUCUGUGUACCAAUUCCACUUAGUGCUUAUCAAGACCCAACUUCAAAAAAAAAGAUGUUACCUACCAGACGUUCUCCACGAUUCCAUCAUAAGCCUGAGAAAGAAGACGAGGAAGAGUCCAAGAAAAAAAGGUCCAAAGUCCAGGAACCCAAAGGAAAUCAGGGCUUUGUGUUUUCUAAUGUAUGGGCUAUGAAAACUAUUCCUGGAUGUUCACUAGGAAAGCAGUCUCUUGGGGAGUCAAGCAACCCAGUUGGGGAGGACAACUCGGGGAAUAUUAUAUGUGUGCCUCAAACUGCUCCUGAAAUCCAAGGUACAGAAGAAGUGCCCCGUGCCAACUCCUCAGGGUACCCCAUUUUGGGUUCUAUGAUGUCUCUGUAUAACAACUGCUGUUCUGUCAUAUUGUCUGCCCUCUCAGAGAGGCCACCAAAUGAGACCCCUGAUGAAGAAGAACAGGAAGGGUCCUCAGAUUACAAGUGUGUAAUCUGCGAGUCCAUAAAGCAUAGUCAUCCUUUAUGAACUCACGGGCCCCAAGAGAUCAG
Mus caroli (Ryukyu mouse) is the source of this 1163-nucleotide messenger RNA. RefSeq names its product heat shock transcription factor, X-linked member 3-like. Gene Ontology annotation, molecular function: sequence-specific DNA binding; DNA-binding transcription factor activity. The record is from RefSeq and is a predicted model, not a curated record. Gene Ontology annotation, biological process: regulation of DNA-templated transcription. NCBI's taxonomy places the organism in Eukaryota, Metazoa, Chordata, Mammalia, Rodentia, Muridae.